Molecule: messenger RNA, 1995 nt
Organism: Apus apus (common swift)
Lineage: Eukaryota; Metazoa; Chordata; Aves; Apodiformes; Apodidae
Gene: SFR1
Product: SWI5 dependent homologous recombination repair protein 1
Exons: 4
Coding region: 488-1156 (222 amino acids)
Biological process (GO): double-strand break repair via homologous recombination; positive regulation of DNA-templated transcription
Cellular component (GO): Swi5-Sfr1 complex
Source: RefSeq, a predicted model, not a curated record
GUGCUGGGGUAGCGGGGGGGGGGGGGAGGGGAGAGGGUCCCGCGGGCCUGUGUCUCUCCUUGACCCCUCCCCAGUCCCGGGUCCUGGCGCAGCUGGCUCCUCGUGCCGGGCCAGGCCUCCUUCCGGCUGGGAGCUUGUGCUCCCUGAGGGGCCUCCCCUCGCCCCGCUGCCUGGAUCUGUGAUUGCACCGCGGGUCUCCGCUGUGCUCCGGUUCUGGGAUGCCUCUUGGCCCUCCGGGGUGCUUCACCUUAGAAGGAGCUCCCCAGAUCCGCGUCUGUGCUGCCAGCCUGCUGGCUGCUUCUCCGGAGGGUGGAAAAGGGUCUAGUAAAAGUUGUGACGGAGCGUUAAUAGCGCGCUGGUUUGGUGAGGGGGGAGCGUGAAAGGAGUGAGAGCUGGUGCGGGAUGUAGCCAUGGGCAGGGGAACUGAGGCACGUAGCAUCAGGGACCCGCCCAAAGUGCAAAAUCAAAAACUGCUCCUCAUCUCAAGAUGGCAGAACCAGUGCUAGAUGAAUCAAAAUCUUUGUGCAAUACUCCAAAGGAUUCUGGGACACCAGCUCCACAGGGGCCUAGUUCAGGGAAACAGCCCAUGAGUGCAGCUCUGAGGGAGCGAUUAAGGAAAACAAGACGUUCAUUUAAUGCUAAUGUUGCAGUGGCAAAGCGGCUCAAAAUAGGCACUGAAGAAAAAGACUGUGCUGAAAAAGGGUGCAUGCCAAAGACAAGUACAGAUUGUUCCACAUUACAAGACGGUUCUGAAAACCCAGAAGGAAGUGGCACUGGACAUACGUGUUUCAAAAGCCCCUUACAGGAAAAUGAUCUCUCCAGAUCAGCAGAGAAGUCUCAUGUGCUACAGGCUGAUCUUAGUCAGCAACAGUCCCUGGAAGAAAAAGUAAGACUGCUGAAACAAGUGCAAGAGAAGGAAGAACUACUUCGAAGGCUCAGAAUGGUUAAGAUGUACCGAUCUAAGAACAACCUGUCUGACCUGCAGGCUUUGAUAGCGAAAUGGAGAAGCAGUACCCAGCUGAUGCUGUAUGAACUGCAGUCAGCCUUUUCUGCAGAUGGCAAGAAAGUGAGUCUCACUCAGCUGAUAGACACUUUUGGAUUAGAAGAUCAGUUAUUGCACUACAGCAGAACAGAAGAAGAUUUUGUAGAUGCAUAAUAUACAGGUGCAAAGCUUUUAUUUACUUACAUGCAUAAGCACAAAAGAUGGAAUGAUUUCUCUUCACAUAAGAAAUGUUGAUCAGACAGUGGACAGUUAGGAAGUUUUCUUAAGAGAUACUUCCAAAGCUGUGUGCUUAGAUACAGCAGGCACUGUGAAAGGCAUUACUUAAUGGAAAAGAUCAAAUUCAUGCUGUUUUGAAAAAUCCGGCUUGAGAUCAGUGAAUAGUUAUUUAAUAAGAUUCCAUUUAUUACUUUAUUAAAAUUUCAUUUUAAUGAAAUCAGGUCAUACUCUAGCAGGUUGAAGGCAGUCAGUCCAUUCUUUGAUUGGUCUUUGCACAGCUACUUGUCUUGAAAUAAUGAACUCUAAUUGUUAUUUCUGUUGAUGGGAAAAGUUAAGUUCUUUGUUAAUAGAUACACCCUCAUUUUACAAAUGUCUUCCUGCUACCAGUGAGUUAUCGACAAUAUUUUGCAAGUUAAGUAAAAGUGACUAAUUUGCAUGUUGUUAAUAUUCGGAAGCUGCAGUGAGUUGUUUUCAGUAGCUUUAAUUUUUAUUACUGAGAGAAAUGUGCAAAAAUGCACUAAUUUUCAGGUACUGGCUCAGACAGUUGUCUUCAUGGAAUGUGUAUCCUAAGUAUUUUGCCACAGCCUGAGAUAGUAGAAGGGAAGACAUGAAAAUUGCAACCAACAUCUGUCUGCUCUAUGCUUCAUGUGAGAGCCAAGGUAUUUCAAACCAGUAAGAACAAGGCCUUGUCUAAUGGGCGUGCUUCAAAUACAGCAUGUUGAAUAAAACUUUAGCAUUUCAUUUAUCCUCCAAUAAAUACUGCAUUUUUAAAAGUU